GUUUUUUUUCUUUGCAGUUUUCUUUGUCUGUUGAAAAAGACACUUUUUUUCUUCUUUAUUAUUUCACAUUCUGUGCAAAUUGGUUCAAUGUCGGCAAACAAUUCUCUGGAAAUCACACUCCGUCCUUAUAGGCCCUCAGAUGCUGAGGACUUCUUGACGUAUGCCGGUGAUGAAAAGGUAACACAAUUCACUCGUUGGAACACAUUCACCUCUAAGGAAGAAGCACUUUCCUACAUCAAGGAUUUUUGCAUCCCUCACCCUUAUUGCAGAUCCAUCUGCAUCCAUGACCGUUCGAUCGGAUUUCUCUUCAUCAAGCCACAAGGUGGUGAUGACAAGUGUCGAGCAGAGGUGGGAUACGCGUUAGCUGCUGAGUACUGGGGACAAGGCAUAGCAACCAGAGCUGUGAAGAUGGCCAUAAGUGAUGGGUUUAAAGAGCUCACUGAUUUGGUCAGAAUGCAAGCUCUGGUUUUGGUGGAGAACAAGGCCUCCCAGAGGGUGUUGGAGAAACUUGGGUUCUACAAGGAAGGCCUCUUGAGGAAGUAUACUUUUCACAAAGGUGCAGUUCAAGAUGUUUUCAUGUAUAGUCUUCUGUCCUCUGAUUCUAUGCCUUGAAACUCACGUUUUCAUGCUAGCUAGCUUGUUGAAGCAUUUGCAGUCAGGCUUGUAUGGUAUUGAAUUACAAUUCAGAUAAUUGUCUACCUUUGUAAGUACUUUUACAAUGCCUCUAGCAUAUUGCUAGGCAAUUUAUUCCACCCACCAAUAGUCCUAAAAAAACUUAAUUGGACAUCCUGACACAUGACAGGCUAAGUGACAAGUACCGUCAGUUAAAACAUAACAUGUGUUACAAGUUGUUAUUUAUAAUUCAGAUUCAUAAACAUGUUAUAUUUUAACUAGACAAUAUUUGUUAUUCGGGAUGGAACUAUGUUCGGAGUUGGCCAGACUUUAGCUCAA
This is a messenger RNA of Prunus mume (Japanese apricot), 951 nucleotides long. NCBI's taxonomy places the organism in Eukaryota, Viridiplantae, Streptophyta, Magnoliopsida, Rosales, Rosaceae. The record is from RefSeq and is a predicted model, not a curated record.